Messenger RNA from Spizellomyces punctatus DAOM BR117, 624 nucleotides. RefSeq lists its product as uncharacterized. The coding region runs from base 83 to 385 and encodes 100 amino acids. The transcript is spliced from 3 exons. Lineage: Eukaryota; Fungi; Chytridiomycota; Chytridiomycetes; Spizellomycetales; Spizellomycetaceae. The record is from RefSeq and is a predicted model, not a curated record.
GAGUUUGGCUGUCUGGCACGCCCAUCACUCUCAACGGACGACUUACCCGCCAUCAACACCUGACCUCUGAACCGAUACCACUAUGCCGGCCACCAUCCUCGUUCCAUCCAAACAAGCCGUGGAAGCCUCCCAAAUUUCCCAAGGCCAAACCCUUGAACUAGCUGGAUGGGGAUUGGUUGGUGCCUUUGUUCGUGCGUGGGCUUUGGGAAUGCAGCGCCGACCGGUUUUGGAAAGACCUCACUUGCACUUGUUAUUUGCUGCGGGCUUUGCCGGGAUUGGAUACUGGGUGUCAAAGAUUGAGAAGGCAGAAUUAGACGCUUUGGAGAGGGAGAGAGACAAGUUGGUCAAGCGACGAAUGCUCCGUUUGCAAGGUGUGCCUCAGUAAUCCAAAGGGACCUCUGCAGAAUACCAUCAUAAUAGUAGCCUUUAGAAAUGUGUGAGAAGCAACUGUUGUGAUUUAGAGGGCCGGAAUGUGGCUCGCGACUUUCAAAUUGCAUUUUCGUCCGUCCAGGUUCAACACGAGAUCAGAUAUCCAAGCCAUCACAACCGCAGAAUGUGCAAUUUUGGCCGUGCGGAUGGAUGUGUGAAUACUUUGCACUGUUUAUUAAUACCAGCUACUCAAAC